Trematosphaeria pertusa is the source of this 1824-nucleotide messenger RNA. RefSeq lists its product as uncharacterized. Bases 1 to 1716 code for a protein of 571 amino acids. The transcript has 4 exons. The record is from RefSeq and is a predicted model, not a curated record. Lineage: Eukaryota; Fungi; Ascomycota; Dothideomycetes; Pleosporales; Trematosphaeriaceae.
AUGUUUGCCGCCGAUUUAUCCUGGACUGAGCCAGACACAGAGAAGGUGGGACAGCGGAGGGAGAGGAUCGCGAAAGAGCGGUCGAGUCCCUCCGCAGCGCCUUCGAUCAAAAGCUCCAGAAGCUCGAAGACUUCGGUGACGUCCGUUGCCGAUGAUAAAGAGCUGUGGUGGACCUCAAGUCUGAGGAAGGCCAAGAGCAUCAAACCGAACAAGAAGGGGCGACCCGGCACCAGUCGCAGUACCGGUACCGAACAUUCGAGAAAGGCAUCAAGCUCGAUUCCCCGAACGCUUGAGAUCGAGCUGCCGCAUGAGUUGCGCGAUCCUACCCUCCAGCCAGCGUGGACAUACUCAUCGACACUUUCCCCGACUCUGCCGUCUGGGGCGCCACUGGAUCCACCAGAGUACGAAGUACCUGAGCUGGAAGGCGACUUGUCCUCACGUGGCACCAAUUCCACCGGAUCUCGUUCUUCUCACGAACGACAAUGGAGUGUGAAGUCUCCUGGGAAAGUCAAAGUCAUCGAUGAAGUCCAUGAAGUGCAGCAACUCAGCCCCCGCUCUUUCAUCGCUCGCACGACGCGAAUGAGUUCCGAAGCCGCUGAACCUGAGGACAUUGUACCAGUCUCUGCUCCCAGCGAGAAGAGAAAGAAAAGGGCAUAUUCAGUGAAAAUCGAAGGAGGUCUUGAUUUCGAAGCCCUGAAGUUGCAAGACCAGCCGGACGAUGUGACAGCGCUGCCUUCGAUCGACAAGCAGCCCUCAUACGCAAGCGGUCUUCCGGAUUCAAACAUUGUAGCUUGGAGACCACCGCCCGAGUGGAACAUUGUCUUACCUGGGGGCCUACGUCAUGACAAGCGGCUCCCACCGACGCCUGGGGACGAGGAGAAGGAAGUGGCGGUCGCCCGCGAUAGCCCGAUCGAGCUCACUCGCUUCCAGCGCUUCAUUCGAAGGAUGGAGAGCGCGGGUCCGAAGAUCAUCCUCGAUCGCAUGAAGGAAGAGUGGCAUGACCCGGUCGACGCGGAGGCGGACGAAGAGUUGAUAUUGGAAAAGCAGCUCUGGGUAUUGACGGCUUUCCAGCUGCAGAACUUGGGCCAGUCGAGGACUGCUCCGAGGCCCCAGUGCAAUACCGGGAAGAUAUUGGAGCUCUAUGGAAAUCUGGGUAAGUCGUUCCCCGGAAUUGUCCCCUUCCCUUGGCCGGACUUUUCCUUUUCUCACAUAAGAGCCUCCACGCUGCCCUCCCUCGUACCAUCGGCGAAGCUACCUCAGGUAUUGCGCGAAUGUUAUAGGCUGCUUGCGCCGGGAGGCUUGCUCGAGAUUAGGAUUAUGGACGCCGCUCCAGUCCGGAAAAGCGCCGGCCCAAAGAUGAGAGCUUGGAUCGAAGAUAGGGUAUCACUGAACCUGGAGAGACGAUUCCGCUGCUCGAAGCCUUGCAUGCUGGUUCCGGGAUGGCUCGCGGAAGCUGGCUUCGAGCUCCCGGCUGCAAGCGAGAAAAGACAAGCGAUGAUGAGGUUGCCAUGCGCAUUCGAUACGAACUCAUCGGACGUGGAUGCCGAGCUUUCCAUGCAAGUGGGUCGAGCGCUGUGGAAGGAUAUCUGGGGUCAAUUCGUCGACGACGACCCCGACGAGCCGAGAUGGUGGUGGGAAGAUGCAGAGGUGGCGCAAGAAUGCCUGGAGCGCCGCACUGUCUUUGAGUGUGGGGCGAUCUUCGCGUACAAACCCUGAUCAAUCGUGUAUAUUGGAUAUGCUCAUUGGGCGGGAACGGUGGUGGAAACCGGUGCGUGCGGGUGUGGCCGUUGGACUGUAAUACCCUUCGUUUGAUCUCCUCGUGUU